AUGCAGAAGGCAAUGAAAAGCGCAGAAUAUAUAAAAGCUAAUAAUAACUGGUUAGAUGCCCAGGCCAACGCUAAAGCAGCCCAACUUAUAGGGUCAAUAAGGACAAAAAUACAAGCGGAUGAAGACAGUUCAAAUGAAGCUUUAAUGAAUGCUGACUUUAAGAAUGCCUUCGAAGCUCUUCAUAGUAAGGUGAAACUAGUGAACGACUUCUCAUCUGGAAAGAAACUGAAGUCUGAAGGUUUCGACAAAGAGUUAAGAGAAGUAGCACAAAAUAUGACGAAAAUAACAGAUGCAGCAACGAGACAGGCAGUUCAAAGUGCCUAUGACGCCGUUAGAGCAACUGUUGUGGAAAGUCAAGAAAAAGAGUUACAACAGACCAAAACAGACCUAGUAAAUGCUUUCUUAAAAACGAAAAGUCAGGUAGGACAUUAUGCUGCAGAUGGAACAUAUGUGCCAGCUGGUGGAACUUAUAUACCAGCUGGUGGAACUUAUAUACUAGCUAGUGGAACUUAUAUACCAGCUGGUGGAACUUUUAUACCACCAAACCCUUCAAGAGAAGCACCUGCAGCAGGACUACCUAAAACAUUUACAUCGUCACAUGGACACAGACGCAGGCAUGCACCACAACAACAACAACCAACAAUUCAAAAUCCAGCACCACAACAACAACCAACAAUUCAAAAUCCAGCACCACAACAACAACCAACAAUUCAAAAUCCAGCACAACAACCACCUCCACAACCAACAAUUCAAAACCCUGCACAACAACCACCUCCACAACCAGCACAACAACCACCUCCACAACCAGCACAACAACCAGCACAAACAGAGCAAGGACAUAAAAGAAGUAGAGAACAAGGAAACCAAGAAUUCUUAAAAAUGCUUAAGGAAAAUUAUGGUUACCCAGAUACUCUUGACUUUAGUGACAGAUAUAAAGAAGCUGUUAGAAAGUUCAAGGAAGGAAAUACUGACCCGAACCUAUUUAGCUUUAUGGUUCAGCACCAAAUGGGAUAUAAUUUCAAACCUGGAAAAUACAAGCUCGCUAAGGGAUAUGAUUUAAUAGCAUAUCAUCCAAAUGACAUGACUGAAUUUACUCCGAGAUAUU
Messenger RNA from Trichomonas vaginalis G3, 1105 nucleotides. RefSeq names its product kinase-related family. The transcript has a single exon. The annotation marks the transcript as partial. The record is from RefSeq and is a predicted model, not a curated record. Lineage: Eukaryota; Parabasalia; Trichomonadida; Trichomonadidae.